Molecule: messenger RNA, 1588 nt
Organism: Schistosoma turkestanicum
Lineage: Eukaryota; Metazoa; Platyhelminthes; Trematoda; Strigeidida; Schistosomatidae
Source: the annotation of a GenBank genome assembly
UAAUAACCUAAGCACGCGAAAAUAUGAAAUGGCUCUUUUUGCUAUAGCAGGAAAGUGUGACUGCCCGUUUUAUGCGCGAAUCGAACUCUUAGCGGAUAAACUGUCGUUAAAUUUACCCGAUUUCAGGGUGACAAAAAUAGUUAAACAGCCACAAGAUUGGGAAGACUUCACUGCAUGGAUUAGAGAGAAAUAUGGUUGGUUUGUGGGUGAAUCACCUGUCGUAUGGAGAGAGUUAGUAGAUCAGGGAGGAAAAGGAGUUUUAAUUGGAGGUGCAAAUGAAUUUCAAGAGUUGGUUGCUGCUUAUUACGGCGAACUAAGCUCAAUGAGUACGGAUGAAAUGUUAGAUGUAAUGAAGGAUAAUAUAAAAUAUAAAAUUCAAGAAGAUCAAGAAGAACAAAUGAAAAUCAUUAAUGCACCUUCUCCAUCAAAUGUGGUAGUUAUUGGUGCAGCCGGAUUGGCUAUUAGUGACUUUCUGGCGAAUAUAUUGAACGGGGAAGUUUUUGGUGAUGAGAUGAUAGAGUUGUACUUAAUCGACGAAGUCAACAAAAAACCAAAGUUGUUUGAACUAAGAGAAGUACUGGAGGAAGCAGCUUUCCCCAAACUCCGUAACGUGCACAUUAGUGUUGAUAUUGAUGAAUGUCUCGCACACGCGAAGCAAGUCAUCAUUCUGGAUAUUAUCCCAAGAAAGGGUCCGAACUUAUCAGAUAACAAAACACUAGAUGAAUGGGAACCAAGAAAUCAGUGGUUACAGAGACGAUUUUUAUAUUUUGACGAACUCGGUCAAAAAAUAAAAGAAAAAUGUCCGAAAUCUGUCAGAGUUCUGUUAGCUGGAAACCCAAGAGUAGAUGCAUUUUCCAUGGAAACGACCACACCUACAUGUUUUGAUGUAACAACACUUUAUAGGUCGACGAAAGGAAAGAUACCACCAGAGCAAAUAGUUGGACUCGUGAAGCCAUUUGAAAUGAAAGUUAGAGCUACUGUGGCGAAACAUCUGAAAGUUCGGGCAUAUAACAUCACUGAUAUAGUUAUUUGGGGGAACUUUGGAAGUUCAGUAUUCGUGGAUUUAUCUCGCGCUUCUGUGUCUUGUAGAAGACACUUCAGUGCAGGUGUUGUCGGUGGAAGCCAUAUCCAGCUUCCAGCCUUAAGUGUAGCUGAGAAUCCCAAGUGGCUGCAAGAGGAACUACUUGACGAACUAUGGAAGGAAAAUAGUAAGAGACAAUCAGAGUAUAUUGGACUGUGCUACGAAAAUGCCAUGACUGAGUGCCUAAAGGAAUGCUGGAACAGCAACAAAAAUCAACCUAACCAAAUUACUUCACUUGUUAUGAUAUCAAGAGGCUGGUACGGAGUACCCGAAGGCAUUGCAUUUUCAUUCCCUGUUAUGUGCACUUCUUAUGGUUGUUGGUCAAUUGUGGAGGAUAUGCUUCUUACACCAAAAGUUGAAACUCAGUUAAAAAUAUCUAUUCAAAGUGUACUCGAAGAUUGGUCAGUUGUUGAUCCUUUACCGUUAGAAGAGCUAUUAAAAGAAGGACAAAAACCUAAAACAGACAAAGAUAAUGAAUAUCAUGCAGAGGAUGCUGAAGAAGAUUAA